CAAAAGUAUUGGGACACGCCUCCAAAUCAUUGGAUUCAGGUGUUCCAAUCAUCUCCAUGGCCACAAGUGUAUAAAAUCAAGCACCUAGGCAUGCAGACUGCUCUCAGGAGCUCAGUGAAUUCAAGCGAGGUACCGUGAUAGGUUGCCACACCAUCCGUGAAAUUUCCUUGCUACUAAAUAUUCCACAUCCAACUGGUAGUGGUAUAAUAACAAAGUGGAAGCAAUUGGGAACAACAGCAACUCAACCACAAAGUGGUAGGCCAUGUAAAAUGACAGAGGGGGGUCAGCGCAUGCUGAAGCGCGCAGAAGUGGCCAACUGUCUGCAGAGAUCAAUAGCUAUAGACCUCCAAAUUUCGUGUGGACUUCAGAUUAACACAACAACAGUGCGUAGAGAGCUUCAUGGAAUGGGUUUCCAUGGCCGAGCAGCUGCAUCCAAGCCUUGCAUCACCAAGUGCAAUGCAAAGCGUGGGAUGAAGUGGUGUAAAGCACGCCGCCACUGGACUCUA
Messenger RNA from Staurois parvus, 506 nucleotides. NCBI's taxonomy places the organism in Eukaryota, Metazoa, Chordata, Amphibia, Anura, Ranidae. The record is from the annotation of a GenBank genome assembly.